Adineta ricciae is the source of this 438-nucleotide messenger RNA. The record is from the annotation of a GenBank genome assembly. NCBI's taxonomy places the organism in Eukaryota, Metazoa, Rotifera, Eurotatoria, Adinetida, Adinetidae.
AUGUCGGAUCGGUUAACUCAAUUACAGGAUGUUGUUAAUUUGUUAGCUGAUCACUUAUGUAAUGCAACAGGUGUUCUGCAAGAAACAGCUCGACCUAGUCGGUUUGGUGAUUUUGAACAAAAUUCCUCGAGUACCACAACGAAUGUUGACAAUAAUGGCGACGACUAUUCACGAUUAUUUGCAACGUAUAUAACACGCACAACGAGUGAACUUGUUGCUCUUAUUGAUUCAUUGCCAACGAUUCCAUCUACAGAAGAUGAUUUGGCAGAACAACAUGGACAGUUAGAAUUAUUGGAGCAAGAGAAUAUUGCAGCAACAACGAGAUUGGAGCAAACAACAGAAUUAGCCGAGUAUCUUCUCGAUCAAGUGCAAACAUGUUUACAAUCUCUAUCACAAGCUUUACUUGAUGAACGAAAAAAAUUUCAAAAUGGGCAAUAA